Messenger RNA from Linum tenue, 312 nucleotides. The record is from the annotation of a GenBank genome assembly. NCBI's taxonomy places the organism in Eukaryota, Viridiplantae, Streptophyta, Magnoliopsida, Malpighiales, Linaceae.
UCCAGAGGAACUCGGCCUCUCUCUGCUCUCCCUGCAUGGCUGCAUCUCCAACCAGAUCGAAGAGAUCUGAGUUUAUUGGUUUCUGGGUUUUUGUUCUUGGGCUUGGGGGUGCGACAAGGAAAGGAAGAGGAACGGCAGAGCUGAGGAUCGGCGGACUGGAGAUCCGUGGUUGUGGGGGCGAGUAGAGGAGAGGAAGGGCGGAGUGGCUGGGUCGGGGGACGGGAGACGGCAGCGGAAGGAAUGAUUUUGGAGGGUGGAGGAGAAGCAGAGUCGAAGGGAAGCGACGGUUUUGGGAGGGUGGAGGGGAGGCAG